CAAAAUGAUAAAAAAUAUAGGAUAUCAAUAUCAAAUGGACCAGUCGGGGUUUAAGUGGAGAUAACUCUAUUUGAUGAUGUGGACCAUGUGAAGCUGAAGUUUUUAAAAUUCUGGUAAGAUGGUGUGGUAGAGAAUUAUGGGUAAGAAAGAUGCAGCUGGCGUAAGGGCAGGUCCAGUAGACCAGUAUAGGAAACAGAUAGGAAAACAAGAUUAUAAGAAAAGUAAAAAAGAAAUAAAGAGUCAGAAACAAAGAGCAGAAAAGAAGAAAUCUGCCAUUGGUGUAAAGGAGAUUAUACUAGUACUUAUUGCAUUUCUAGCAGUGAUGGUAGCAGUUUAUGCAUUUCUUUUCUGGCAGCUGUCUGGUAAAGAUGUGAAGUAAACCAGUCAUCCAGUUGCAUCAUAACAUUGUCAUUUAAAUUACUGUGCUC
Molecule: messenger RNA, 428 nt
Organism: Mytilus californianus (California mussel)
Lineage: Eukaryota; Metazoa; Mollusca; Bivalvia; Mytilida; Mytilidae
Product: triple QxxK/R motif-containing protein-like
Exons: 4
Coding region: 137-379 (80 amino acids)
Cellular component (GO): endoplasmic reticulum membrane
Source: RefSeq, a predicted model, not a curated record